Erinaceus europaeus (western European hedgehog) is the source of this 2148-nucleotide messenger RNA. RefSeq names its product T cell leukemia homeobox 1 (gene TLX1). The record is from RefSeq and is a predicted model, not a curated record. The transcript is spliced from 3 exons. Gene Ontology annotation, biological process: regulation of transcription by RNA polymerase II; animal organ development. Gene Ontology annotation, molecular function: DNA-binding transcription factor activity, RNA polymerase II-specific; RNA polymerase II cis-regulatory region sequence-specific DNA binding. Lineage: Eukaryota; Metazoa; Chordata; Mammalia; Eulipotyphla; Erinaceidae. Gene Ontology annotation, cellular component: nucleus. Bases 288 to 1313 code for a protein of 341 amino acids.
GAAACGGCGAAGCUCGUUCGUACCGGGCUUUUUCGCCCGGUGAUUGAUGUCCCAGAGUCAACAGCGAGCAAGCCAGCAGCCAGAGAGGGGCAGGAGCCGCUGGAGCCGGGGAGAAUACGGCGCCCCCUCUGCUACCCUCCCCCUACUUAGCCCUUGCGCGCACUUCGCCUCCGAGUCCGGGUGCUGCCCGGAGCCGCGGCCGCCUCCCUGCCUGGGCUCCCCGCGCUGCCUCGAGCCCCGCACACAGCGCGCGGCCGCCCGGGCCCCCCAGUGGGGCCGGGGCCGGCAUGGAGCACCUGGGGCCGCACCACCUCCACCCCGGCCACGCGGAGCCCAUCAGCUUUGGCAUCGACCAGAUCCUCAACAGCCCGGACCAAAGCGGCUGCCUGGGGCCCGCCGCGCGCCUGCAGGACGGGGAAUAUGGCCUGGGCUGUCUGGUCGGCGGCGCCUACGCGUACGGCGGCGGGGGCCCGGCGACCGGGGCAGGGGCCGGGGGCGCGGGGGCCUACGGCGCGGGAGGCCCGGGUGGCCCCGCGGGCGGCGGCGGCGCUUGCAGCAUGGGCCCGCUGGCCGGCUCCUACAACGUGAACAUGGCCUUGGCUGGCGGCCCCGGUCCGGGCGGCGGCGGGGGUGGCGGUGGCGGUGGCGGCGGGGGUGCGCUGAGCGCGGCGGGGGUGAUUCGUGUGCCCGCGCACAGGCCGCUGGCCGGAGCGGUGGCCCACUCUCAAUCUCUGGCCACCGGCUUGCCCACCGUGCCCUCGGUGCCAGCCGUGCCGGGCGUCAACAACCUGACCGGACUCACCUUCCCCUGGAUGGAGAGUAACCGCAGAUACACAAAGGACAGGUUCACAGUGGCCCUCUCACCCUUCACUGUAACACGCCGUAUAGGUCACCCCUAUCAGAACCGGACUCCCCCCAAGAAGAAGAAGCCGCGCACAUCCUUCACGCGCCUGCAGAUCUGCGAGCUGGAAAAGCGCUUCCACCGCCAGAAGUAUCUGGCCUCGGCAGAGCGUGCAGCCCUGGCCAAGGCACUCAAAAUGACCGAUGCACAGGUCAAAACCUGGUUCCAGAACCGGCGGACGAAAUGGAGGCGGCAGACAGCGGAGGAGCGCGAGGCCGAGAGGCAGCAAGCGAACCGCAUCCUCCUGCAGCUGCAGCAAGAGGCCUUCCAGAAGAGCCUGGCACAGCCGCUGCCCGCCGACCCGCUUUGCGUGCACAACUCGUCGCUCUUUGCCCUGCAGAACUUGCAGCCCUGGUCCGACGACUCCACCAAGAUCACCAGCGUCACGUCGGUGGCGUCGGCCUGCGAGUGAGCCCGCCCUGCUGCGCCUGCGACUAGGCAGCCCCCGCCAGCCGCCAGUGGGGUUCCCCGAGAAGCUCCCACCCUCCCGUCUCGGACUGCACGCGGGAGGGGGCGGCGCGCCCCUCUGCACCGGCCGCCCCUGCCCUGGCGCCUCUGCUAGCCUCUCUUCUGUGGAGAAUAGAAGGAAAAGAGUGUGUUGGGCAGGGACCCACGACCUCCCCGCCGUCGUUGUCUGUGUGGUCCGGCACCCGCUGGAACUGUUCAGUGUCCUCUCAGUUUGCAUCUGUUUUAUUUUAUUCUGAUUUUUAAUGUGUGGCAGAGCCACAGGGAAGAGCUGGGGCUACCCAGAGGACCGCUCAGGCUGCCAUUUGAACUUGCCCUGGGGACACCCCUUCUCUGUCUACCACUUACCACACGCUGCUGCCCCCAGGCCCACACAGAGGCAAUCUCAUCAUCCCUCCUGGUGUCACUCCAGAGUCAUGCACAGGGCACACAAGACAGAAUGUCAUAAACGAUACAAAGCUGGGUGGCACCCUUGUUCCUCCCUGUGAGGCUUGGGCCUGGGGUGACUCCUGAACAGCACAGCACUUCUUGCAAACACAAGGCCUCUGCACACUGUGAUAUGCCAUACAGAAUAACCACGACAGACACUUUGGCAGUCCUCAUCACAUCUUGUCACCCAGGCACACAGGUUUUUCACACAAGCUCAGUCCAUUUCUCCAGGCCCUGUGUGUGUGGGGGGGGUUAAGUUAUGCACUUAUAAGGUGUUUUCCGUGUAACCAUUUUAUAAAGUGCUUGUGUAAUUUAUGUGAAAACAGUAAUAAAACUCUCCAGAUCCAAAGCCA